Molecule: messenger RNA, 1518 nt
Organism: Aspergillus fijiensis CBS 313.89
Lineage: Eukaryota; Fungi; Ascomycota; Eurotiomycetes; Eurotiales; Aspergillaceae
Exons: 7
Coding region: 378-1499 (373 amino acids)
Source: RefSeq, a predicted model, not a curated record
AGCUUGUCUCGAUCUAAGGCUCCCCCUGUGUCUGUUACCCUAGACGAGCUACGGUCAUUAGUCGGUCGCUCAGAAAUACCCGGAAGACCCGAUUUCGGACCUGCUUCAAAGCCCGAUCAUAUCCCUGGCCAACUAAAUCCUUAGAUCUGCAUUCGCAACGAAAGGAGCGACUAGUCGCAGGUUCAAGGAUUCGAAGCAACGCGUUCCUUUUUUCCCGUCUCGAGACUUAUACCAUUUAUCCAGGCUGUGCCACCAUGACAGGCUGGAAGCGUGCUCGAUUUUGAGGCAAUGUCCAUCGUCCCACAGUGUCAGCAAUUCGGAGAACAGCAUGACACCGAGUAGUGAAUGAUAGCCGGGAUCUGUCCAACAUACGCAAUAUGGCCAAUGUCACAGCGGCUGAGCCUCCGCCAGGACAGACGUACGACUUCGACUACUCCAAUCCUCACUUAUACAGGGCCAAUGUGGCGAUUAUCGCCGUCGGUCUGACCCUGAGUACAAGCUGUCUCGCUGUGCGAGUAUUUACUAAGGCACAGUUGCUGCACAAGUUCGGAUGGGACGACGGAUCGAUCAUUCUGGCCUGGCUGUUCGCCUUAGGAACUCAGGCAUGCUCACUUUACGGCUACCGUCACGGAGGCAUGGGCCUUCACAUCUGGAAUCUUUCUCCAGCAAUAUAUGAAUCAUACAUCAAGGUCGUCCUCACAGCAGCCAUCAUCUACGUCCCAGCGCUUGCACUCGCUAAGAUAAGCCUGAUCAUUCUUUACUACCGCAUCCUAUGUCAAGAACGCUACCAGCAAUGGGCGUUAUCCACUCUCGCUUUCAUCGUCAGCAGAUACAGCGUAGCCCUGAUCUUCGCAUUCAUUUUCGGCUGUCACCCCAUCCAGAAGGCAUGGAGUCCAGGACUCACGGGCUACUGCAUCGACCAGUACGCACUUUACGUCGCCACCGCAGUGUUGAAUAUCAUCACAGACGUUGCAUUGAUUCUAUUUCCAGUCCCCACAGUCAUAGGUUUGAACAUGCCAACGAUACAGAAGAUAGGGUUGCUCUUCAUGUUCAUGGUUGGUUGCGCAACCUUGGUGACCGGGGUCAUUCGUUUGAUAACCCUUAUCCCUUUCCUUAACUCUAGCGAUCCGACCUAUAGCAUCGGCUGGCCGGACUUGUGGAUUAAUAUCGAAGCCAACUUCAUCAUCAUCUGCCCCUGCUUACCGUUCAUUCGUCAUCUCCUCCGUCGUUAUGCGCCCCGCCUGAUCGGCGAGCAUAGCAGUCUCGCGCGUCGCUACAUGCAGAACUACACCUACAAUUAUACCCGGGAAAGCACGCGGGCACGACGGAAAGAAGGACUCACCCAGUUGCAGGACGAGAUCGAACUCGCCGAGAACGGCAACGUGCGGAUUGUGAAAGAGAUCCAGUGGGAGAUCACGACGGAGGUGACGACUGCUGUUCACGGGCAUGAAUCCGAGGGGGAGAUGAACCGGCAUAGUGCCCUCUUCAGGGGAGACUAGUAGGAAGCUCGCUCUGUAU